Anopheles funestus (African malaria mosquito) is the source of this 2492-nucleotide messenger RNA. RefSeq names its product caspase-like. Gene Ontology annotation, cellular component: cytoplasm. NCBI's taxonomy places the organism in Eukaryota, Metazoa, Arthropoda, Insecta, Diptera, Culicidae. The transcript has 3 exons. Gene Ontology annotation, biological process: proteolysis; apoptotic process. The record is from RefSeq and is a predicted model, not a curated record. Bases 455 to 1396 code for a protein of 313 amino acids.
ACUGCAAGGGCUAAAUACCACCUUGCCGCGAGCCCUUUGUCAAAACGCGCACACCUUGAGGGUCGCUUAAUGUGCAUAAUCCGUGCUGUUCGAUUGUCCGUUACCUACCCUCAAAGGACCACGAAUAAACGAAACCAAACUAAACAAGUUCAGCGACGCUUUCAGAAACAACGCGCCUAGAAUUCCUCCUGCGGUACGUGCUAAUAUCGAAAGGCUACACAUUCAAAUAAAAAACGACGCCGUUUGCUGCUAUCAACCAUUGCAUCCAAUAUCGACGGAUCAAACUUAGUGUUUAAUUAGUUCUGUUUCAGUGCUUUGUGUGUUUUACUUUAUUUUAUCUGGAGUCCUUUUCCGCCAUCUAUCAGUGGAUUCCAUUACGAAAGGCUAUAAAAGCCAUUUUUGUUUCGUUCAUUUUGUGUACUGUGCCUGUUAAUUGUGUACGAAGCAUAGCUUCAUGAUGAGUAUGCCCGAUGUUGUCGACGUUCGAAGUGAAAUUAAUAACGAGCAUGUAUUAAAUGACUGCGACAACAAUGACCAACUACUUGCGCACGACGUUAAUGAUGCUCUCGGUUCGCGAAAAGGCCAGGAACUAUUCGACCAUCGCAUAAAGGCACGGAUGCCCGUCGAACGUUAUGCGUCCGAUUACAACAUGAAUCACAAACGGCGCGGAUUGGCGUUGAUUUUCAACCAUGAAAACUUCGACGUACCGCAGCUGAAGGCACGGGCGGGAACCAAUGUGGACUGCGAAAAUUUGACCGCCACGCUCAAGGGUCUCGACUUCGAGGUGCACGUGUACAAGGAUUUGAAGCUACGCGAUCUACAGAAGGAGGUCGAACGAGUGUCGCAGAUGGAUCACAGCGAUGCCGACUGCAUACUGGUGACGAUCUUAUCACACGGUGAACUCGGCUACCUUUACGCAAAGGACUGCCAGUACAAGCUGGAUGUCGUUUGGUCCUACUUCACGGCCAACCACUGUCCGACUUUGGCUGGGAAACCAAAGCUGUUUUUCAUCCAAGCCUGCCAGGGCGACCAGCUGGACGGUGGUGUACUGCUCGCGUCCAAGGAUCGCACCGAAACGGACAGUUCGUCCUCGAUGACGUUCAAAAUACCGACGCACGCGGACUUCCUGAUCGCGUACUCGACCAUACCGGGGUUUUACUCGUGGCGUAACACACAGAAGGGUUCGUGGUUCAUGCAGUCGCUCUGUCACGAACUGAGCCAACACGGACGAAAGUAUGAUCUGCUCACGUUGCUCACAUUCGUAACGCAGCGCGUUGCGUACGAUUUUGAGUCGAACACGCCGGACAUUCCGAUGAUGCACCAGCAGAAGCAGAUCCCGUGCACGACCACCAUGCUGACCCGUUUGCUGCGCUUUGGCGAGAAGAAAUCAUUUUAAGGUGGUGUGAUAUAGACAUCCCCCGGAGACGAUUAGCAAAACGAAGAUACUUCGAAGAAUCUUUGAUUUCAUGAUUUUUCUUACAUUCUAUUAAAUUUCCUGUAUCCUUUUUUUCACUCGCAAGUAUUAGAUGUACCAUUCCUCUUGCCCCUCUCGAUUAGAAAAGCAGGUUCAGGCAUGCGAGAAAUUGCGAAAUGUUUUCGAAUCGUUAUUCGAAUAAUAUUUUUUUUAAUAAGAUUAUAAACGAAUCAUUUAGAUGCCCCAAUACUCGAUGCAUCGCAUCUCAUCUCGGGAUGUUGCCAUUUCCCUUUUACUUUAAGUGAUUUUUCUUUAAGUUUACCCAUUUACGCUACCAAUGGCCUUUGUAAACCAAAAUAACGCAAUCCAAAACAAAAAUACAAAAAAAAGGAAAGAUUUCAUGCACAAAAUACGAUAUUUUCUUUCUCUCCAGUAGUCAAAUAUGAGGCAAAUUUGAGGCUUCAUGUAACGCGUCUAGCCGCGGGAAACUUAAUUAUGUAACGUUGAAAAAUUCAUUUUCAAAGGACUGUUUGGACCCUACUUCGUUAGCUUAUAAGUUGAAACAAAAACACGAAAAGGAAUAAAAUCGUUCGGAAAAAGGCGCGAUGUGAUAAUUAAUCGGUCGUAUAUUUGAAAAAAAAAAACAAUUUGAUAACCCAUUACCCUCUGCCAGCAAAACAAGCAACAAAUAAAAAAAAAGAUAUUUCACGUAUGCGAAGCAAUGCGCUACAACAAAUACAAAUCAGCAGGAAUGGUGAAAGUAGGGAGAAAAUGAAGAAAAAAAAAUGAAAAGACUCUUAUGAUUGAAUUAGGCCGGUGUAAUAAAGGACACUGAAAUUGAUUACGAAAGGUGAUAAAGACACAAAAUACACACGCAAAAAAAACAUAUUUACGCAUAUUUACACCAUUAGCUAGGUUAGGCGCGCAACCACUUAAUGAGACGGACACGUGACAAAAAAAAAAGAAUUCGUACGCGAUGUACAAGGAAUCAAACUGAUGCUCUUACCUCAUUUAUGUGUCUCCCUAUCUAUUUAAGGAAAUGCUGGGUAGUAAUAAAUUGUAGCUGUGCAACAUUUUA